Tuber melanosporum (Perigord truffle) is the source of this 653-nucleotide messenger RNA. RefSeq lists its product as uncharacterized. Lineage: Eukaryota; Fungi; Ascomycota; Pezizomycetes; Pezizales; Tuberaceae. The record is from RefSeq and is a predicted model, not a curated record. The coding region runs from base 1 to 540 and encodes 179 amino acids. The transcript has 2 exons.
AUGACAACCCCUCAACCGGCCGCUUCCUCCGAGGAGGAGGCCCCCUUCGGCUACACCAAGGGAGGAAGACCCCGCAAGCGUCCCCUCUCCGACGCCAACAGGGAAGGUCUCUGCCCCGUUAAGGAAUGUCAACGCAGCUUCAGACACCGGUACGGAUUCACCCUCAUUUCCUUCCUGGAUGGGAAUCCUAAUAUUAUCGAUAGCCAAAAUCCCCAGCAAGCGCUCUGGCAGCACCUGGGCUACUACCUGAGUCCUCUACACGCAUAUUUCCCCACCUCCCAAGCGCAUAUCGAGAUGCACGAAAAGAUGAAAGCGGAAUCGGCGAGUAGGAGACUCACAGAAAACGAAAAAAAGGAGCGGCAGAAGGAGAGCAAAAAGAAAUGGGUGGAAAAGAAUAAGGAAAAGAGAGCGCUUUCCUUGAAAAAGUCAAAUCUCCGGAAGAAGGCGAAGAAAGAGUUGAAGAAGGAAGGGCAGGAUUUGACGGAACGGGCUAUAGAGGAAUUGGUGGAAAAAUGGCUUGUACAGGGGGGUGGGCAAUGAUGGUGCAGCGCGGUCGCAACGGCAUAUCAACGAUUCACAUUCACCUCAUUGUUGUAACCUACCUCUGGAUUUUUCAUUCAUCGGGUCGAAUUCAUUUGUAGUUAUUACGGCGA